Molecule: messenger RNA, 1185 nt
Organism: Diabrotica balteata
Lineage: Eukaryota; Metazoa; Arthropoda; Insecta; Coleoptera; Chrysomelidae
Source: the annotation of a GenBank genome assembly
AUGUCCGACAUAAUCAUCAAAGACUUACCGGCUCUUCUAAGUUCCAAAUUAGGAACGAAGAAAAUAAAAGAUACCAAAUUGUCGAACUUAACAGCGAAGGGUGAAAAUUUUGGAAGUGAAAUGAUCAAACUAGAUGUUACAACAGUCGAUGAAAACGGCAAAGAAGAGACUUUACAUGGUGUUGCUAAAACUUUACCAAAACAUGAGAUGAUGAGGCAAGUAUUCAAAGUCCAGAUUACAUAUACAAAUGAAAUGGCCUUUUACGAUUUAAUAAUUCCAACAUUACAAGAUUUUCAAAGAGAACUAGGAGUUAAGAAGGUAAUUGACUGGUUUCCCGAAUGCUAUGCCACUAGGAAGAACUUAAACGGAUCUGAUAUUAUUGAUGACAAUGCCGUUAUUGUUUUGGAAAAUUUACAAAUAUCAGGUUUCCAAAAUAUCGACCGAUAUAUAGGAUUUGAUUUAGAAACAACAAAACUGGUGUUACGAGAUCUAGCUAGUUUCCACGCCGUACCUCUAGCACUCAGAUUGAAAAAACCAGAAGUAUUUGAGAAAGUGAUUAAGCCGUACUGCGUACCUUUUGAGCCUAUGGACGGAACUAGUUUCUUGCCCGUUUUACAAGGAAUCAUCGAAGAAAAUAAAGAAAUAGCCCAUCUGGCUUCAAAGAUAACCGGAUGGAAGAGAGCAGACUUGCCAGUUAGCGAUUUGUUUGCCACCAUUAUGCACACAGAUAUGUGGACAAAUAAUACUAUGCAAAAAUUUGAGAAUGGUAGGGCAGUUAACAACAAAUUAGUUGACUUUCAAGCUUAUUCCUACGGAUCACCAGCAACCGACGUAUUUUUCUUCUUGUGGUCUUCAUUGCCUCAGGAACUCUUAGAAACAAACUUAGAUUUACUCCUAAGCUAUUAUUACGAACAAUUUGUGAAUGUACUUAAAGAACAUAAAGUUGACAUCAGUCCAUACACAUAUGAAAAAUUUCUCCAAGAGAUAGAUAAAGUGGGAGAUAGCGAAUUUCAGCAUGCAUAUUUUUUCCACAAUUUUGUUGUCUAUGGUAAAAAAAAUGCAGAAAUGGGGCAUCCUCCUCCAAAGAUUGUAGUAUCACACGUACUUAAAAUGAUUCCACUUAAGGCCAAACAAAAAUCGUAUUAUAUGAUUCAAGAAUGUGUCAAAAGAGGAUGGCUGAAAUAA